AUGGCCGCUGUCAUUGGUGUUCUCGCGUCCGUGGCCUUUGCAGUUCAGGCGAAGGCGUUUGACUGGAACUUGGUCGUUCCCCACACAUACCCGAACAUCUCUGCAUGCGCGAGCCAACCCUUGUCCUACUCCUGUGAGAACACCACGGUCAUUGCGGACACCUGCUGCUCGCCGACUCCCGGAGGCUUGGUCCUGCAGACGCAGUUCUGGGACACUUACACGGGUUUAGAGAGCGAAGGCCAGCUCCUCCCUCAAGACAGCUGGACUAUACACGGGCUCUGGCCAGACAAUUGCGACGGGUCAUACGAACAGUACUGCGAUUUUUCCAGACAGUAUGAUCCGGACCCAAGUCCGUCUGUAUUGCCGGAUGGUACUCCUGUGCCAGCAUACCGUGGCGUGUCCGUGCAGAGUUUCAUCGUUGAGUUCGCGAGAUUUGAUCUCCUCGACUACAUGAACAAGUAUUGGAUCAACCAGGGUGCUCCCAACCGUGAUUUCUGGGCACACGAGUUUUCCAAACACGCAACGUGCACGUCGACCUUUGACGUAGCUUGCUAUGGACCCGACUAUCAGGAGCAUCAAGAUGUCGUAGACUUCUACCUCGCUGUCGUCCGUGCUUUCCAGAAGUUCCCGACUUACCAGAUGCUCGCAGCAUCUGGCAUCGUCCCGUCGAACACCACGACCUACUCACUGGCCCAGCUGCAAGCUGUGUUGAAAGCUCAGACUGGUGCAGUGCCAUACCUCGGCUGCGGCGGUAUCAACGGCACAAUCCUUGAAGAGGUCUGGUAUUUCAACCACGUCCUUGGAGUCGAACAAUUUGGACAGUUCAAGAGCGUUGAUAGCACGACGACGUCCACAUGCAACACUACUCAGGGUAUCUGGUACUACGAGCGCACGUCAACCUCUGAGCGCGACGUGAGGACCAUUCCCGAGGGCUUCUAUUGA
Rhodofomes roseus is the source of this 942-nucleotide messenger RNA. RefSeq names its product ribonuclease T2. Gene Ontology annotation, biological process: RNA catabolic process. The record is from RefSeq and is a predicted model, not a curated record. Lineage: Eukaryota; Fungi; Basidiomycota; Agaricomycetes; Polyporales; Fomitopsidaceae. Gene Ontology annotation, cellular component: extracellular region. Gene Ontology annotation, molecular function: RNA binding; ribonuclease T2 activity. Bases 1 to 942 code for a protein of 313 amino acids. The transcript is spliced from 6 exons.